Messenger RNA from Phragmites australis (common reed), 1697 nucleotides. RefSeq names its product calcium-dependent protein kinase 21-like. Lineage: Eukaryota; Viridiplantae; Streptophyta; Magnoliopsida; Poales; Poaceae. Gene Ontology annotation, biological process: protein autophosphorylation; peptidyl-serine phosphorylation; intracellular signal transduction. Gene Ontology annotation, molecular function: calmodulin binding; calcium ion binding; ATP binding. Gene Ontology annotation, cellular component: cytoplasm; nucleus. The record is from RefSeq and is a predicted model, not a curated record.
CAGGAGGAGCGGCCGGCAGGGCAUCUCGUCGCAGCUGCCGAGGGCGCGUGCGUGCGUCCCGCGGCGGCCGCUGCGGCGACGUCCGGUGGCCCAAACCAAUGGGGGGCUGCUACUCCGCGUAUGCCUGCUCGAGGAAGCUGCGCGGCCGCCUCAGCGGCCUCUCCCUCGUCCUCCCCGUCUCCGAGCACGACGGCUCCGGCUCCGACUCCUCCCCGGCCCCGCGAAAGAACGACGACGACGUGGCCAAGACGACCGCGGCGGAGUUCGCGCGGCGGUACGCGCUGGGCCGGGAGCUGGGGCGUGGGGAGUUCGGGGUGACGCGGCGGUGCCGGGACGUGGCCACGGGGGAGGCGCUCGCGUGCAAGACGAUACGGAGGCACCGGCGCCGCCGCUGCCGAGGCGCUGCGGCGGCGCACGCGGCGGAUGUGCGGAGGGAGGUGGCCAUCAUGCGGCGCAUGUCGUCCCGCGGCGGCGCGGCGGUGGUGCGGCUCCGCGAGGCAUGCGAGGACGCGGACGGCGCCGUGCACCUCGUCAUGGAGCUCUGCGAGGGCGGCGAGCUCUUCGACCGCAUCAUCGCGCGCGGCCACUACUCGGAGCGCGCCGCAGCCAACAUCUUCCGCACCAUCGUCGACGUUGUCCAGCUGUGCCAUUCGAACGGGGUGAUCCACAGGGACCUGAAGCCGGAGAACUUUUUGUUCGCCAACAAAUCAGAGGACUCCCCGCUCAAGGUCAUCGACUUCGGCCUCUCCGUGUUCUUCAACCCUGGCGAUCGUUUCACGGAGGUGGUGGGGAGCGCGUACUACAUGGCCCCCGAGGUGCUGAAGCGGAACUACGGGCCGGAGGUGGACGUCUGGAGCGCCGGCGUCAUCCUCUACAUCCUCCUCUGCGGCGUCCCGCCCUUCUGGGGAGACAACGACGAGAAGAUCGCGCAGGCGAUACUCCGCGGCGGCCUCGACUUCAGCAGGGAGCCGUGGCCGAGGGUGUCCGGCAACGCCAAGGACCUCGUCAGGAGGAUGCUCGACCCGGACCCAUCCACCCGGCUCACGGCGAGGCAGGUUCUUGAGCACCCGUGGCUGAAGAACGCGGACAUGGCGCCGAACGUGUCGCUGGGAGACGCCGUCCGGGCCAGGCUGCAGCAGUUCUCCGCCAUGAACAAGUUCAAGAAGAAGGCCCUCGGGGUGGUGGCUCGGAAUUUGCCGGUGGAGGAGCUGGACAAGUACGUGCAGAUGUUCCACCUGAUGGACAAGGACCACAACGGCAACCUGUCGCUGGAGGAGCUCGUGGAGGGCCUGCACAUCAACGGCCAGCCCGUGCCGGAGUCCGAGAUCAGGAUGCUCCUCGAGGCCGCGGACACGGACGGGAACGGGACGCUGGACUGCGAUGAGUUCGUGACGGUGUCGCUGCACCUGAAGAAGAUGACCAACGACGAGUACCUGGCGUCGGCGUUCAAGUACUUCGACAAGGACGGCAGCGGCUUCAUCGAGCUGGAGGAGCUCAGGGAGGAGCUCGGGCCCAACGACCAGCAGGUCAUCCUCGACAUCAUCCGCGACGUCGACACCGAUCAGGAUGGCCGGAUCAGCUACCAGGAGUUCGAGCUGAUGAUGAAGUCCGGGACGGACUGGAGGAACGGGUCGCGGCAGUACUCGAGAGCCAACUUCAGCAGCCUCAGCCGGAAGCUCUGCAAGGAGACGUCGUGA